Messenger RNA from Aspergillus versicolor CBS 583.65, 18260 nucleotides. RefSeq lists its product as uncharacterized. Gene Ontology annotation, biological process: amino acid activation for nonribosomal peptide biosynthetic process; secondary metabolite biosynthetic process. NCBI's taxonomy places the organism in Eukaryota, Fungi, Ascomycota, Eurotiomycetes, Eurotiales, Aspergillaceae. The transcript has 3 exons. The coding region runs from base 314 to 18100 and encodes 5928 amino acids. Gene Ontology annotation, molecular function: phosphopantetheine binding; catalytic activity. Gene Ontology annotation, cellular component: cytoplasm. The record is from RefSeq and is a predicted model, not a curated record.
GUCUCUCGGUGUUACACGGGGCUGACGUGGACGAAUGUGGUCCGACCUUGGGCUCGGACCUCUCAGAAGCGUAAUAUUCUGCAGUAAGUAUUCCUCCUGGAUGGAUGCAAAAAGCAAAGAGAAGGCGUGGAUUGUGCUGUGUCAUUGUAUCUGCCACAUCUCAAUUCCAAAUUCCUGAGCUGGCACAAUGUUACCUUGGCCAGCUUAUUUAUCCCGCCACCAGAAACCAGACAAGGACAGGAGAGAAUGAGAAAAAAAAAUCAAUGAAAUAAAAUAACAACGGAGUCACAGACAGACAUAAGAGCAGCCUACCAUGACCAUUAACAACACCGGCCUAGACGCCAGAGGGACCGAAGAUGUUUGCAGCAAAGCUCUCAGUCAAUUCGACCUACCGCUCGAAGAUUUUCCCAACGAAAUCGCCUGGUGCCUGCAUGAACUGAUCGAGCAGCAAUGUCGGGCUCAUCCCGAUACUGAAGCUGUCUGUGCCUGGGAUGGAAGCUUCACCUACUCGCAGCUCCUGGCGCACGCCGCGCGGCUCGCUACCGUGCUUCAAGCCCAUGGGGUAGGGCCCGACAAAUUCGUUCCAAUAAUGAUGGAGAAAUCGCGCUGGGCAGUAGUAGCUAUGUUGGCGGUACUACAGGCUGGGGGAGCAUUGGUUCUCCUAGACCCUGGGCAGCCACAAAAGCGUCUACAUUUUAUCUGCGCCAAAACUGAAGCUCGGAUUGUGAUCUCUUCGCCGCAGCAAGAGGCUGCUGCACAGGAGCUGGUUCCGGAGGUGGUCACUAUCGACGAGAAGUUCGAACUGUCAAAAGGCAUUAAAUCGCCAGGUGUAACCCAAAAUAGGAUACACCCGCAGCAUGCGGCCUAUGCAGUCUUCACUUCCGGAAGCACAGGGUUGCCAAAAGGGGUAGUGAUAGAACAUCAGUCGAUUGCAGCAUCGGUAAUAGCGCAUGGCAGGGCUCUUCACUUGAACUCCGCGUCACGCGUUCUGCAAUUCGCUGCAUGCACCUUCGAUGCCUGCCUGGUCGAGACAGUAACGGCGUUGGCGUACGGAGGAUGUAUAUGCAUUCCAUCUGAUGUUGACCGCGAGACAAAUCUCGCGGUCGCUGCCAGGCGACUAGAGGUCAACUGGGCCCUGUUGACACCCUCCACGGCCCGCUUGAUUGCCCCCGACGAGGUGCCAUCUUUAAAGACCUUGGUUCUUGGAGGGGAGGCACCUAGACAAGAUGAUCUGGCCCGAUGGAAACCGCACGUGCGGCUUAUGAACGCUUUUGGGCCGGCCGAAUGUGCAAUUAUAACAUCUGUCCACGAAUACCAGUCUGCGACUGACACCCCGGCCAAAAUUGGACGCCCGACGGGGAGCCGCUGCUGGAUUGUAGAAGAAGACAACCUAGAAAUGCUCGCCGACAUUGAGGCAGUAGGCGAGCUGGUAGUUGAAGGACCUAUUGUUGGACGAGGAUAUCUCGACGACCCUAAAGCGACGGCCGCCGCCUUCAUCGACCGGCCAACGUGGCUACAGGAGCGCUUCCCAGGGGCGAUGCCGCGGAUAUAUCGCACAGGGGACCUAGCCAGGUAUCAUGCCGAUGGGUCAAUUGAGUACAUGGGCAGAAAGGACAGCCAGGUGAAAAUUGCUGGGCAGCGACUGGAGCUGCUAGAAAUAGAGCAUCACCUGCGGCAGUGCUUAUCCACUACGACAAAGGAUGUCGCCGUAGAGUUAGUCUCGCCCCUUGACGACGAGGAUUCGCCCAUUCUGGUGGCAUUCGCGCUGCUCAAGACCGUUCUUGACGAGGCGAGCAAACGUGCCUUUCAGGACGAGUUUACGGCGGCCCAGCUGCAGCUCCAGCAGCAGCUGCCCAGGUACAUGAUCCCCCGAGCUCAUCUGAUUCUAACCGCUAUGCCUUUGAAUGCUAGUGGCAAGCUCGACCGCCGACGCCUGCGGGAAAUUGGCGGCUCCAACAACCGCCGUGAGCUGCUCCAAAGAUGCAGGACCAAAGAAUCAGGCAAACGAGCCCCUUCCAGUGCGCUCCAGAUAGCCAUGCAGCAAUUGUGGGCCGAGGUGCUCCAUAUGGUAGUUGAUGACAUAUCUCUGGAGGACAACUUUUGGUCUCUGGGAGGGAGUUCAAUUCGAGCCAUGAAGUUGGCUGCGGCGGCCCGCCAGCUGGGGCACAAGGUGGCGAUGCAAGAUAUCUGGGGCAGCGAGACGCUCGAGGAUAUGGCGUCGGCGAUGGGCAGUGAUACUGCGUGUACAGGGCCAUCUCGAUCAGAGCCGACAUCUGUCACGCCAUUCUCUCUUGUCGAACGCAAGGAAAUCAUUCCUGCGCUGCAAGCACAGUGUUCCCUGCACUCACCGGCUGAGGUCGAGGACAUCUACCCUUGCACUCCUCUACAAGAGGGUCUGUUCUCAUUGUCGAGCGAGCGUCCAACGACUUAUACUAUCCAGAAAGAAUACAAAUUGGACCAGGGCAUUGAUAUCCAGCGGUUUCAGGCGGCGUGGGCUGCCACCAUCAUAGCUAAUCCUAUUCUACGCACACGUAUUGUGCAGGCCGAGGAUGGCCGACUCUAUCAGGCAGUGAUACGUGGCGACGCAAUUGCAUGGGAGACGCGAGCACCUGAACAUGGUACCUGGGGAGUUGGACAGCCUCUCCUGAAGCUUGCCCUAAGUCCUCGUCCAGCCGAAGGGGGUGUCAACCACAACUUCACGCUCGUUAUGCACCACUCCUUGACUGAUGGUUGGGCGUUGCCUUUGAUCCUACACCAAGUCGCGAUAGCGUACCAAGGAGAGUCUCUGAUCUCCCGCCCAUUCAGUUCAUUUAUCCAACAUACCCUCGCUGCCCGGACAGGGGAGUGUAUAGAUUUUUGGAACGAGCAGCUAGCUAAUUUGGAAGCAACCCCGUUUCCCAAACUGCCCGCACCGGAUUACAGGCCCAUACCCAGCGCCAGCACGGUGCACACAAUCGAGCUGCACAAGAACGGACUCACUGAUAAUGAACACGUCACGCUGUCCACACGUGUGCGACUGGCUUGGGCGAUCCUGAUCUCGCAAUAUACCAAUAGCCCCGACCUUGUGUUCGGUGCCACGGCCAGCGGCCGCGGGGCUCCCAUCCAUGGUAUUGAGAAGAUGACGGGACCUACAAUCGGAACAGUCCCCAUUAGGGCAAGGCUAAACUGGGAGGAGACAGUCAACAGCAAUUUAGCGGAGUUGCAGCGGCAGGUGAUCCUCAUGAUGCCGUAUGAGCAGCUGGGACUACAGCGAAUUGCACGGCUGAGUUCUGAUGCGGCGGCGGCGUGCCAGUUCCAAAGCCUCCUGGUUAUUCAGCCAGAGAAAGAAGACGGAGAAGUCCCUGAGAUGUUUGCUAGCUGUGGAGAUAAGGCAAAGUCAGCCCUGGCCUUUGGCUCCUAUGUCAUUACGCUCCUCUGUCAGCCAUCUGGCGACUCGGUUACCGUCGAGGCCGUCUACGACCCCCAUGUCCUCCUGGAAGGUCAAGUACAACGCCUGCUGCACCAGCUCGAGCAUACACUGUGCCAGAUAUACCGCGAACCACUCCUCGCGCUCAAGGAGUUGGACACAAUGAGCCCACUUGACCUAGAUAGCCUUCGUAAGUGGAACGGGGUUUUGCCACCACGAAGCGAGCGUUGCGCUCACGAUCUCGUUGCUGAUCAAGUGCGCUCACGACCCAAUGCCGUCGCCGUCUGCGCAUGGGAUGGUGAUUUGACCUAUUCAGAGCUGGACGCAUAUGCUGUAACACUGGCUCGUAGCCUGCGCUCCCUCGGAGUGACUGCCAAUGUCGUAGUGCCGCUCUUCUUUGGCAAGUCCCGGUGGACUAGCGUUGCCAUACUGGCGGUCCUGAAGGCAGGGGGUGCCUUUACACUCCUUGAUCCGUCUCACCCUGAGGCCCGGCUGCAAGUCAUCUGCCGUCAGGUUCAGGCUCCACUGAUCAUGACCUCCAAACUUCAUGCGGUUACUGCGGAGAGCCUUGGCCCACCGGUGGUCGUCCUCAAUCCGGAGAUGCUUGAGGACGGGAAUGAUGAGGAAGCGGACAGCAAUGUUUCUCAGAUCACCUGGUCUGAACCCAGCUGUGAUGAUCCCAUGUAUGUCGUCUUUACAUCGGGUUCAACUGGGGAGCCAAAGGGCGCGGUUAUGUCUCAUGCGGGGUGGUGCAGCGGCGCUGUAGCCACCUAUUCAAGGCUAGGACUGGGGCCCUGCUCACGCGUGCUCCAGUUCUCUGCAUAUGCCUUUGAUGUGAGUAUAAUAGACACCAUGUUAACGCUAAGUACUGGAGGCUGCCUCUGCGUGCCAUCCGACCACGAUCGAAACAGCAAUCUUGUUGGGGCUUUGACAGACCUUCGUGCAAAUUGGGCGGCUUUGACGCCCUCGGUUGCACGCAUCCUCAAUCCAGAGAAAGCCCAUACGCUUAAACACCUUGUUCUCGUCGGUGAGACACCAACAGCUGCGGACUUUCAACGCUGGUCCUCGCUAUCCUCGGAAAUCCAGGUAAUGAAUGGGUAUGGCCCAGCCGAAUGCGCUACCCUUGUGACACUUCAGUCACACGUUCCCCAAGUACACGACCCACGGCUUAUUGGCCGUGCAGACAGCGCAGUAACCUGGGUGGUUGAUAGCCAAGACCAUGAGCGUCUUGCGCCCAUCGGUGCUGUCGGAGAAUUGCUGGUUGAGGGUCACACUGUCAGUCAGGGAUACUGGAAGGACCCUAAAAAAACGGCUGCUGCAUUUAUCGAGCAACCUCGGUGGCUACAGCAGUUCCGGAAAGCGACUUGCCGCGUUUAUAAAACCGGGGACCUCGUGCAAUAUCUCCACGACGGUUCACUGCGGUACGUGGGACGGAAGGACACGCAGGUUAAGGUUAGAGGCCAGCGCGUAGAACUCGGAGAAGUGGAAGUACGCGUCAAAGAAUGCUUUGCUGGUGUUGAUAAUGCAGUCGCCGAUAUUGUACCGCCCGCUCUUGGUCGACAGCCCUUACUGGCGGCCUGGAUCGUCAUCUCAAAGCCACAAGGAGAACAGGAGGACUGCGAGGAGUCGACAGAGCAAAGUCCCAUAGUCCUGGCUCGACAUGGAGUGGAAUUCCACGGGAUGGUCAAUAAAGCCCUGCGUCGGUUGGAAAAAGUGGUGCCUGGCUCCAUGAUUCCCGAUAUCUUCAUCCCCGUCGACGCAAUUCCUCUCACCCUGACAGGCAAAGUCAACCGGCGCCUACUGUGCUCGUGGGCCGCUGGGCUGUCGUCAGACACCUUGUCUGCGCUACGACUGGAGCAAACGCAGCAACGACGGCCUCCUGUAACCUUCCUCCAACAGCGGGUGCAAGCCCUGUAUGCCGAGGUCCUGCAGGUGUCCCCGGAGGAGGUUGGGCUAGAUGACCAUUUCUUCCGCCGCGGAGGGGACUCGGUCCUUGCAAUGAGACUGGUUGCCCUCGCGCGAGAGGGCGGGCUAUCGCUCACAGUCGCAGAUGUUUUCCGUCGACCCCGACUUGUUGAUCUUGCCGACGACAAGCUUGUUGUGCCAGCCACAAGGACCGUGGAGCACCAGACACCCGGGGCUUUUACUUCGCUCCCGUCAGCGGAAGUCAAGGAGGAGAUCAUCACUGCCGUCGUAGAGCGUGGCCAGAUCCGUCGAAACGAGAUUGAGGAUAUAUAUCCUUGCACGCCAAUGCAAGAUGGGCUCAUGGCUCUGGCGAUGAGAAGUCCCGGCCAGUAUAUAGCAACUUGGGAGUAUACCUUGCGAGAAGACCUUGAUUUACAGAAGCUCCAACAAGCAUUUACCCUCGCUGUGGAAGCCAAUCCGAUUCUACGCACACGCAUCACACAUUGCCAUCCUCACGGUAAUUUGCAGGUCGUCAUUCGCGACAAGCCUGAGAUGAUCCCUCUCUACCAGACGGACGGAGAGUUCGAGCAGGACAAAAGUCUCCAUGCAGCGCAGAUGGGGCUUGAGACCAGUCUCUGGCGAGCAGGGAUAAUCGCGAGUGGACCGAAACGCCGUCUAGUCUUGACUAUCCAUCACGUCCUGUAUGACGGCGAGUCGCUACCCCUGAUCUGGGACCAAGUCUGUGCGGCGUAUGAAUCUACCGACGUUCGUCCACUGCCCGUGUGUCCGUUUGCGCCUUUCACACGCUAUAUCGCUGAAUCAUACGGGGAUUCGCAGUUCUGGCAGUCCCAGUUGCAGAACCUGGAGGCCCCAGCGUUUCCUACACUGCCCUCCUCGAACUAUAUAACACAGCCCGACGCAGCAAUCCACCACCACAUCACUUCUCUUCCAGCCACCAAUCGCGAAUACACACUGUCGACUACACUGAACCUUGCCUGGGCCAUCCUGCUCUCCCAAUACACAGACUCUGAUGAUGUGGUCUUUGGUCUUACGGUCAACGGCCGCAGUGCACCACUAUCCGGGAUCGAGGGUCUGACUGGUCCUACAGUGGCCACUGUCCCGUUUCGCGUGCGUGUGAUAGGUACGCGGUCGGUCGAAGACCAACUUGAUGAGGUGCAAAGGCAAAUCACGGCCAUGACACCCUAUGAACAGUUUGGCCUGCAGAACAUUCGAAAGCUGAGUGAAGAUGCCGCUCGGGCUUGUGAUUUCCAGACCCAUUUCGCCGUGCAACCCGCCACGACAAAUCUACCCAACUCGCUGUUUACCCAUGUUCAGUCUAGAGAUUCAAACUACCAAAACUUCUCCCCUUACGCAUUCGUCUUCGUCUGCGAGCUGGCAGGGGGCGGAGUGUGCGCUGAACGCCACGGAGGGACAUCGAUUGAGAUCAACGCCAGCUACGACUCGAACGUUGUACCAACACCACAGGCCCAGCGCAUGGUCGAGCAGUUCGAGCACAUCCUCAGGCAGCUAGUGGGUGGGUUUGGCCAACGGAUCCAGGACAUCUCAGCGCUCAGUCCGCGAGAUAGGCAUCAGCUCAACCGGUGGAAUGCUGCCCUCCCGGAGUCGCAUGAUCGAGUGCUGCAUGAAUUGAUCCUUAGCCAUGCCAAAAGCCAUCCUCAUAGUCCGGCAAUUUCUGCCUGGGACGGCCAAUUCAACUACCAGCAGCUAGAAAUAGCAUCGAUCCGACUGGCCAGGCAACUGCGCCGGCGAGGCGUGGAGGAAGGGUCCAUUGUUCCCAUCUGUUUCGAGAAGUCCAAAUGGGGGAUUGUGACAAUGCUGGCCGUGCUCUCCAUCGGGGCCGCUCUAGUUUGUAUUGACCCAAAGUACCCUCACGAGCGCCUGCGCAGCAUCCUCAGCCAAGUGGACGCAUCGAUCAUAAUCGUGUCGCCUGGACUAGAAGAGAAGCUCGAAGCACACCGCGGCCGGGCCAGUGUGCUGACCAGCCCGCGGGAUUUCACAGCCGGCGACGACUGUGACAUAGCUCAAGGUCGACAUAUCUGGACUCAGGAUGCAACAAAGUGCGCCUUUAUCAUUUUUACAUCCGGCUCCACUGGCCAGCCCAAGGGUAUCGUGAUGGAGCACCGCCAUAUGGCCACCAGCAUCCGGGACCACACGGCCGCUCUGGGCCUCACACCAACUCAAAGAGUACUCCAUUUUGCGUCGUACGCAUUCGAUGCCAGCCUCUAUGAGAUCUUCUCUUCCUUGGUCAACGGCGGAUGUUUGUGUAUCCCUUCGGAGGACCAACGCCUGAGCACGCUGGAAGAAUUUGUCGUUGCCCAUAACGUUAACUGGGCUCUUCUAACGCCUUCCAUGUUGGCUCUCGUCGACCCUCAUCGUGUCCCAUGCCUCCAGACAGUGGUCGCUGGCGGCGAGGCCCUGACGCGACAUGUUGUUGAGCGCUGGGGAUCCAGAGUAUCUCUGAUCAAUGCGUACGGACCUGGGGAGACGACCAUAUGUGCCGCUGGCCAUGUCGCACCGGCGAAGUGGAAGACAGGGGUCAUAGGGCCUCUAAUGGGUGGUAUAGGCUGGGUAACGCUUGCUUCCAAUCCUGACCGUCUCGCACCGCUGGGGGCAGUCGGGGAGCUGCUGAUCGAAGGGCCGGUGGUCACCAGUGGCUACUUCAAUCAGCCAGACCUUACGGCAAGAGGAUAUAUCGGUGCUCCAGCCUGGCUGGUACAAUAUCGCAAAGGCAAGCCCGGCCGGGUGUUUCGGUCUGGCGAUUUAGUCGAGCUCACAGCAGAUGGAUGGAUCCGAUUCAUUGGCCGCAAGGACACGCAGGUCAAGCUGCGCGGGCAGCGGAUUGAGCUGGCAGAGGUGGAAUACCACGUCCGGCGCUGCUUCGAGUGCCUAGACGUGGUGGUAGAAAGUGUUGCGCUACCUGGGGCCGAUACAUCCUCAGCUCUGGUGGCUUUCAUUAUGGGGUUCAGUGGUCAAAGCGACUCAGAGAUAGCGAUGGACAGCUCCUCCACUGUCUUUGAUAGCCCGACAAUGGACUUUGUCCGUGCAGCCCAGACCGCCGAGGACUUGCUGCGCAAUGCUGCUCCGGCAUAUAUGGUUCCAUCGCUGUUCCUCCCAUUGCGGCAGUUCCCCCAGACGACAGGAGGGAAGAUCGAUCGCCGUCGCCUGCGCCACGAGGUGUCCUUGUUGUCACCGGCUGCGAUUGCGACUUACCAUCAGGCCUCUGUUCACCUGGAGCACCGCCAGCCCACGACGGAGCUGCAGACUACUAUCCAAACAGUGUGGGCCCAUGUUCUCAAUCGCCCUUACACAGAGCUUGGUGUUGAUGCCAAUUUCUUCCACCUUGGGGGUGACUCAAUCAGUGCAAUGCAGUUAGUCUCGCAACUAAACAGCCACGGCGUCCGGACCACAGUCGCAGCCAUCUUCGACCAUCCCACUAUCGCACGCCUGGCAGAAGCGAUAACAUUAUCAUCUGCUCUUAGCCAGAAUCAGAGACUCCACCAUCAGGUGCAACGCGAGCCGGACGAAGAGCAAUAUGACGUGGCCUUUGCGCUUAGUCCCAUACAGCAGAUGUUCCUGGACCGGGUACCUGCACACCACCAGCACUUCAACCAGAGCUUCGUGUUGGCUCUCAAAGACCCAAUUGAUGUGGACACCAUUGAAUGGGCGGUCGAAACUCUCGUUCAACACCACUCGAUGCUCCGCGCGAGGUUUGACCGACAGGGCUGCGGAGCCUGGAGGCAGGUCAUCAAGUCUGAUACCGCCGGCAGUUACAGGUUCAAGCAGCAUCGCAACGUCACCCAUGAUGCCGUCCGACAGAUCUUCCUGCAAUCUCAGGAAUCCCUCAAUAUUCAGACUGGGCCGUUAGUGGCUGCUGAUGCCAUGGCUCUCCGUGACGGCGGGCAAUAUCUCUCGCUGGUGGUUCACCAUCUGGUCGUGGACAUUGUUUCCUGGCAGAUUAUUCUCGACAACCUCGCAGGAUUGCUAGUCACGCGCAGUAUUCCACCGCCAGUAUCCGUGUCGUUCCAGCGCUAUUGCCAGAUGCAAAGCGAGGAGGCUACUUGCGACGGGUCAUGGCCACUGUCGUUGCCCCCGCCAGAAAUGGGUUACUGGGGACUGGAAGACGAAUCCAACCAGCACGGCAGCACGGCCCAGAGCGAGUUUACUCUCAGCCGUGAGGAUACAGCUGUGCUUCUGGGCUGUGCCAAUGGGGCGUUUCAAACCAGGCCCGUCGAGCUUCUUCAUGCCGCCCUGGCAUACUCGUUCGCACAAACAUUCAGCGACCGGAAACCGGCGGUGAUAUUCAGCGAGGGCCAUGGACGUGACAGCCUGGGGAAGCAAGUAGAUGUCACUGACACCGUGGGCUGGUUUACAAACAUAUGGCCCCUGGACCUCAACAUUGAUCCCCAAUCAGAUACUCUGCUCGAUUCCGUGCGGCGGAUCAAGGACAGGCGCCGCGAGGUGGAGGCAGAAUCCCGCCAGUUCCUUGCAAGACACCACCAGGCGAUGCUUGACACCGGUCUGGAGAUCAUGUUCAACUACAGUGGAGCAUCAGGGCACGGCGAGCACGCGGAGUCGAUCCUGCACCCAGUUAGCCUGACCGACAAGGUCUUGUCGUCCUCAGAUAUUGGGCCCAAAGUAUCCCGCUUUGCCAUUUUCGACGUGCUGGCCGGCGUAUUCGACUCGCAGCUUUCGUUCGACUUUAUUUACCCUUCCAAUAUGGCCCGGGAGCAGGAUGCCCGUAUCUGGGUGGAUACAUGUAGGGCGGUUCUGUGUGACUUGGCCCAGCAGUUGCCAGCGCUGCCACGACAACUAACUCGGUCUGAUCUGCCGUUGAUGUCUCUCACAGAAGGUCAAUAUCAGGACUUCAUCCGGAACACUGUAAAUCCCCUCCAGGAUGGUACGCUUCGCGUCGUAGACGCCUACCCGGUCUCGCCCAUCCAGGAGGGCAUGUUGCUGAGCCAGGCAAAAGAUGCUGGCAGUUACUUGUCCUAUCUGGCAUGGACCAUGCGUUCUCGCGAUGGGAAGCCCAUCGAUGUCUCUCGCGCCAUGCAGGCCUGGCAAGAGGUAGUUGACAAGCACAGCAUUCUGCGCACGGUCUUCCGCGCGUCACCGUGCGGUGAUGGCACGACGCAUCAACUGGUACUGCAGGGCUGGCGUGCGACGGUGGUGGCGCUGCCUCCGUCCCCUCAGGACCCGUGGACUCGACUGAGAUCACAUCGUCGUUCGAGUUUCCCUCGAGCACACCCAGAGCAUCGGCUGCUCUUUACUGAAGCGCCGGAUGGUUCCGUGGCCUGUCUACUGGAAAUUAGCCAUACUCUGCUGGACGGUGGCUCUCGGCUUGUGCUUCUUCGCGACCUGGCGCGGGCGUACGAGCACAAGUUGGACCAUACGCGGUGCCGAGCGUAUCAAAAAUAUGUUGAGUAUAUACAUCAGCAGGAGCAAGAGGAGGCCAGGGACUACUGGGACCGAUACACUGCUGACAUGGAACAUUGCAUCUUCCCAGCCAUGAGCACCGCCUCCACUGCCACGGACAAUAUAAAUAUCGGCCAUCGACACAUGUGCAUCGACAACAUCCACGAUUUGACUCGUUUCUGUCGGCAAAACGAGCUGACCGUGUCCUUGGUCUUGCAGCUCGCCUGGUCUCUUGUCCUACGGGCGUAUUGCCGGACGGACGACACCUGCUUUGGCUACAUGACGUCUGGGCGCGACACCCCCGUCCAGGGCAUUCAGGAUGCCGUCGGACCAUUCCUCAAUCUUCUCCCCUGUCGAGUCCACCUGGGAACUGACACUCCAAUUCUCCGACUUCUCCGGCAGUGCCAGACGCAGUUCUCCCAGUCUCUGCAGUUUCAAUACAGAUCCCUGGCGGCCAUCUUGCACCAGCAUCAGCGGCAUCCAGCGCGCCAUGGUCCUUUAUUCAAUUCCAUCCUGUCAAUCCAAAAGGAAACGCCCAAUAUUUCUGGACCGAACUCCUCGUGCAUCAUCCAAGAAAAGGACGGAGGGAAUCCCACCGAGUAUGAUUUGGUUCUUUCCAUUGGUGUAUCAGACGAAAUGCUGGACGUCACUCUAGACUACCGAGACACGACCUUGACUGAUUCUGCAGCUGGGUUUGUCCUUGACGCACUCGCCCAGGCUGUCAGGGAAGUCGUCCGAGACCCCGGCCGGUCAGCGCGAGACAUACCGCUCCUUGCGGGAAGCCCGUCAGAAAAGCUCGUCUGGGAGUGGAAUUCGCCGGGUCCCACGGUCGUGCAGGAGGCUGUCACGGAUAUCGUUCUGGCGCAAAGCCGUGACCGACCACAAGCACCCGCCGUCUGCAGCUGGGACGGAGCACUGACAUUCAGAGAGCUCGAGAUUGUCGCACGCGCCCUCUGCCGGCGGUUGAGAACGCAAUAUAGGAUCGGAAAUGGACACUUUGUUCCCAUUUUCGCCAGCAAGUCCCGCUGGGUUCCGGUUGCAAUGCUCGCCGUUGCGCUGGCUGGAGCGGCAUUUGUACCGCUGGAUACCACGCACCCCAUGUCUCGACUACGCGAUAUCUGUGCUAGUUGCGAGGCCCCGAUUGUGCUCACCCUCGAGCAGCAGGUAUCGGAUGCCGAGCGGCUGGGUCCUGAAGUGGUCCCUAUUGACGUCCAUGUGCCGGAUAGCCUUGAUGGGCAAGAUGGAGAGCCUGAAGUGACCCUUCAUCCUUUUAACCCCCGGAAGCCCCUCUACAUGAUGUAUACGUCCGGCUCAACAGGGACGCCCAAGGGGGUGAUGAUCGAUCAUCGUGCCUUGGCUUCAACCGCCAGCGGCUUUGCCAGUGCCAUCCGGAUCACUGCUUCCUCACGCGUUCUGCAAUUUGGAUCCCACGCCUUUGAUAGCUGCAUUGCCGAGAUCCUCGUCACGCUGAUGGUUGGCGGCUGCGUGUGCAUUCCAUCCGAGGACCAGAGACAGAACAAUCUCGCGCAAGGGGCAGCCGACAUGGAAGUCAACUGGGCAUUUGCCACUGGCUCUCUGGCUCGCGUCCUGCAGCCGUCCGACUAUCCGACGCUGCGCACCCUGGUAUUAGGGGGCGAGCCGGUGACGAAUAAAGAGAUCCAACGGUGGGCGCCGGUGGUCGACGUCUUCAUAGCAUAUGGACCGACAGAGUGCACGAUCUUCAGCACCGGCCUCUCACGCCCCGUUACCCCUGACGCCAACGGCCGUGACAUCGGGCGGCCAUUUGGGUGUCAGGGGUGGGUGGUCGACCCGGCCAACGUCGAUGUCCUGCUGCCCAUCGGUGCUGUCGGCGAGCUGCUCAUCCACGGACCCAUCGUCGGCCUGGGAUAUCAUAAACAGCCCGAUCUGACAGCGCAUGCUUUCAUUGACGCGCCGGCCUGGCUAGGCGCCCAGUCCGAUGCAUCACAGAAGCUGUAUCGAACGGGCGACCUUGUGAGGCUGACUGAUCACGGUUCGUUCGAAUUCAUGCGGCGCAAAGAUCACCAGGUCAAGCUGCGCGGGCAGCGGCUGGAGCUCGACGAGGUGGAGUAUCACCUUCGACAGUGCUUUCCCGCUGCUGAUGAUGCCAUUGUUGAGCUACACACGCCGGUGGACAGCCCGCAAUCAGCGGCACUCGUCGCCUUCAUCGUCCCCUCCACCGCACAGAAGAAGAGUGAGGGCAAGCUGGACAUCGGAACAGGUCGAACACAUCUGUUUGACACGCCGGAUACUGCAUUCCGAGAGGCAGUGGUAUCGACGGUCUCCAGGCUGGACUGUCUCCUUCCUACUUACGCGGUCCCAACGGUAUUCAUCCCAGUCUCUCGUAUUCCUCUCACCAAAUCCGGCAAGACGGAUCGCGGUUGCCUGCAAGAGGCUAUACGAGCACUUUCGAGCACAGAGAUGGAUGUAUUUACGGCGACGACCGGCGCGAAGACCCCCCCAGUAACAGAGGCUGAGCAGGAACUCGCAAAGCUCUUCGGGUCCCUCUUCAAUAUCAACCAGGUCUGGAGAGAGGAUAACUUCUUCCGCCUGGGCGGGGACUCAAUCCUUGCCAUGCAAUUGAUUCCCCUUGCGCGUAGGGCGGGCCUUUCAAUCACCACGGGCGAUAUCUUCAAGCACCCCCGCCUGUGCGACCUGGCAACAGCUUCGAGACCUAUGGGCAGCAACGACCCAACCUCGACACUCCCAGUGCCUCCUUUCAGUCUGCCUCGUACGGAACUCGAUCGUGAUGCCCUGAUAGAAAAGGCCGCCGAGGCCUGUGGCACCUGCCCCGGAGAGGUCGAAGAUGUUUACCCCUGUACGGUGCUGCAAGAGGGGUUUAUGGCUCUGACAGAACAGGCCCCCGGCCGUUUUGUGGCAACCUUUGAGUACCAACUCCAUGAUGGUGUCGACCUAAGCCGGUUCCAGUCGGCCUGGUGUGCGGCAACUGUUGCCAACCCCAUCCUGCGUACGCGGAUAGUUCAAUUGGAGGAGUUGCGCGGUGCCCAUCAAGUGGUCCUCCAGACGCCCACGUUGUUCCAUACCUUUGAGGACCCCAAUGCCCAUCGCUUAUAUACUAAAGAUCUCCCUCGAGAAAUGAUGCUGGGUACAGAGUUGGUCAAUUUCUCUAUGGUCCAGCAAGCGAAACACUGGAUGUUUUACCUGACCAUCCACCACGCCUUAUAUGAUGGGGAGUCGAUGGCAUUGCUUUGGAGCCAAGUCCUCUCUGCGUACCGUGGGAACCCUCUCGCCCCGCGGCCCUUCAGUGGUUUUAUUCAAUAUUGUUUAGGCGACCACAGUGCCGCCCAGUUUUGGCGCUCAGAGCUGGCCGGCCUUCGAGCCCCGGUGUGGCCGGCUCCUCCAUCUCCUCGAUACACGCCCACCCUGUCUUCGUCCCUCACGCGGCCAGUCCAGCUGGAGCAUGUGAUGGCAGAGUUCACGGCCUCCACAUUGAUCCAUCUCUCCUGGGCUAUUGUGAUGUCUUGCUACACUGAUUCCCAAGAUGUGGUCUAUGGACUCACCCUCAACGGCCGCAGCGCUCCCCUACCGGGCAUUGAAGAUAUCGCAGGCCCGACCAUAGCUACUAUUCCCUUCCGGGUGCAGCUUGAGAGCCAGAAUACUGUCAGAGCUGCUCUGGCUGCAGUCCAGGCCAAAUCUGCCGCACUGUCCUCUGCCCAGCAGUUCGGCCUACACAACAUCCGGCACUUGGGAGAGGACGCGGCUCGAGCUUGCGGCUUUCAGUGUCACCUAGUGAUUCAAUCUCAGACCGAACUGGAGAGUAAUGAACUGUGCGAGCCAGUGGCCUCGGAUAGCAAGGGCUAUGCAGCAUUUGGUGAUCGCGCCCUGAUGAUCGUCUGUGACAUUUCCAAAGCCCGCAACACGGCCAGCGUCCGAGUGACGGUCAAUUAUGACAGCCAGAUCAUUUCACAGGGACAAGCAGAGCGCCUGGCCUCCCAAUUCUCGCAUGUACUCCAGCAAUUGCCUCUCGCUCUGGAGCUCCCGUUGGAUCGGCUGGAUUUAUUGAGCGCCGAUGACAAGCACCAACUCCAGCAAUGGAACGACACCCUGCCCACGACUUCUGGGGGAUCUCUACAAGACAUGGUUCUUGCUGCUGCAGCUCAGCACCCAGAUAAGCCCGCUAUCUCGGCCUGGGAUGGCGAGCUGUCCUUUUCGGAGCUGGACCGGCUGUCGGGCAACCUAGCCUGCGUGCUGCGAGACCAUGGAGUCCACGCCGGCAGUGCGGUGCCUGUUUGCUUCCACCGCUCGAAGUGGGUGGUGGUGGCCAUGCUAGGCGUGCUUCGCGCUGGGGGUGUCUGUAUACCGCUGGACCCAGGCCAUCCCCUGGAUCGCAUUCGAGCUAUCUUACGCCAAACAGGGCCGCACAUCGCACUGGUCUCUCCGACAACGCGCGGUGUGCUGGCCGACUGUGGUUUACCCGUCCUGAGUUUCCCUCUCGAGGAGGGCACACCUGAGGUAGUCACCCCAGCGCCACUUCGGCCUGUUGACACCCAUGAUUUAGCGUUUAUCAUGUUCACCUCCGGCAGUACCGGGCAGCCUAAGGGGAUUCUGCUGGAGCAUGGCAACCUCUGCACUAGCAUCUCGCACCACAGCAUCCCAUGCAACAUCACGGCCGAGACGCGUUUUCUUCACUUCUGCUCCCACGCCUUUGACGGGACCUUGCUUGACAUUUUCACCGUCCUUUGCAUGGGCGGGUGUGUUUGUAUUCCGUCAGAACAGGAUCGUAUGAAUGACCUGCCGGGAUUCAUUGCGCGCCACCGCGUCAACGCUGCGUUUCUUGUCCCCUCGCUGCUCAACCGACUAAUGCAGCCGGAACUCGUUCCAAGCCUACGGACUAUCCUAGUGGGCGGAGAAGACUUGACUCGCGAUGUUGUUGAAAAAUGGGCGUCCAAGGUGACCCUGAUCAAUAUAUACGGCCCCGCGGAAACAACCAUAGUCUGUGCCGCGGCCCAGGUCUGCCCGGGCACAUGGACCAGGGGCAAUAUUGGCCCUAUCACUGGUGGUAAAGGAUGGGUUACCACGCCCUCUGAUCCCUCGCGCCUUGCUAUGGUUGGCGCAGUGGGUGAGCUCCUGAUUGAGGGGCCCAUUGUUUCGCGCGGAUACCUCAGUGACCCUGCGAAGACUGCAGAUAGCUAUCUUACAACGCCUUCCUGGUUGGUUCAAUUCCGCGGUAACGAUGUGCCAGGCCGGCUCUAUCGCACCGGCGACCUGGUUGCGUACAUGCCAGACGGGUCCAUCCGGUUCGUGGGCCGCAAGGGCACCCAGGUCAAGAUGCGUGGCCAGCGCGUGGAGCUGUCUGAAGUCGAGCACCACCUGCGUCUGUGUUUCCCCCAGGCCAGUGAGGUAAUCGCUGAGACUGUCAUGCGUGACGGUUCUGCAGGAGUUGCUGCUCCUAGCCUGAUAGCUAUGAUCGGGCUUCCUCGUGGCACUGGGACUGGCUCCGACGGCGACCAAGGCGUCUUUCUCCCCCCGGAUGCUCACUUCCUGGAGCAAGCCCGUGUUGCCACUGCCAGGCUGACGGAUUCGUUGCCAGUCUACAUGGUUCCAGCUCUGUUUCUCCCACUGGCUCGGGCGCCGCGGACAAUGAGCGGCAAGGUCGACCGUCGCCGGCUGCGCGAGCUGGCUGCUGCUGCGUCUCUGCAGCAGAGGCAGUCCAUCGACGUCAAGGAGCUCCCUCGCACCCGGCAAGAAGAACUUCUCGUCGAGCUCUGGGCCGUUGCAUUGCAGAUACCCCGCAGCGAAAUCGGCACCAAUGAUAACUUCUUUCAACUCGGUGGCGAUUCUAUUACAGCAAUGAAGCUUGCCAGUCUUGCUCGCCGCCGCGGUGUCUGCCUAUCCACGGUCCAAAUUUCCAACAGCCCAGUCCUCGCUGACCAAGCAGCCAAAAUGAACGAGCGACAGGAUCUGACAAAUGCCGAAGAGCCCUAUCACGCUGGUUCGCUUCUCGGUGUUGACAACAUAGGACAUUUCCUUGCGGAGGCCCAGGGCACGCCACACACGCCCUGGCCAUUGCAUGCCGAACAAGUGGAAGAUAUCCUCCCAAUCACCGAGUUCCAGCACAUGUUUCUGGAUAACAACCUUUUCCAUUAUAUCUGUCUCUCUAUUCCCCAGACGAUUAGCCCUAGUCAGAUUGAAGCUGCUUGCGCUAGGCUGGUCCACCAUCAUGCCAUGCUCCGUACAGUCUUCGUUCACCAUGACGGCCUCCCUCGCGCAGUGGUUCUUCGCCAGCUCAACAUUCAACUGUCCCAGCUUGAUUGUUCUGCUAUCGACCUCGACUCCUUCGCGGAUUCAAUCUGCGCACAGGACUACGCCACCGGCACGUCGGAUGGACUAGCGUGCUUCAAGCCCUUCCUCGUCAUAUCAUCAGAGGCGGACAAGUCGCAUAUGCUGAUUCUGCGUACCACGCAUGCUCACUAUGAUGGGUACUCCUUCCCACUGGUUCUAGACGACCUGGUAGCGGCCUGUGAGAACCGCCCCCUUCGUCCGCAAAUCCCUCCAUACCCGGUCUACUUGCGUUAUCGUGACCGUCAAAAGACUCAACCGGCCUUCGGAUUCUGGCGUGAGUAUCUCCACGGUGCACAAAUGCCAGACCUCGAUAAUAUGCUGAGGCAGAUAUUGAACACGGGCAGUGGUCCAUGCCCCACUCCUUGUAGCGUCUCCUCGCAGGGGGAGCCAAAUCGAGGCUUCAAGAUCACCCGGCGGCGCGAUAUUCCGCUACUCUCCCCACCAGACGGCAUCACUACGGCCUCCAUGGCUAAAGCCGCCUGGGCGUUGGUUCUGGCGCGGGUCACUCAGUGCCGCGAUCUCGUCUUUGGCCAUACACUUAACGGCCGCGAUGCACCGAUGCCGAAUGUCGACGCCGUCAUCGGACCCUGCGUGACCCUCUCCCCCCUGCGCAUCAUCCUCCCUCCACCUAGCCAGAACAAAAUUUCUGCUUCGGACCUCCUACACCACGUGCAGACCCAGUACGCCCGCGCAAUGGCCUUUGCCCACCUGGAUUUCCAGCACAUCCGCCAGCAUGCCACCAGCUGGGAUCCAGCCACACAGUUCAACAGCGUGGUGACGCAUCAUAAUAACGCCACGCAGUCCCAGACCAUUUUUCCAACCGUCUCGCUGGCCGGUCAAGAUUGUCCCUCGCGCGUGGAGAAUUAUGGCGUGCCUCCACAUCUCCAUGUUGACACCCUACCCUUGCCGCAUGCAGUUCAUGUAUCCAUCGUAGGGCCUAGCUCCCGGGUCUCAGUUAAUGGCGUGGAGUAUCUACUUGAUGCGUUCUGCGAGGCUUUGCAAGAGCUCAAUCAGGGUGGGCAGAUUACUAUUUAGGACGUUUGAUUGCUAUGUCUUGCUUGUGUUAUUUACCUGGAAUAUUAAUUAAUUUGUGUCGGAUGAUCGCGGUAACUUGCUGUAUAUACCACACUUCUCGCUAGUCAUUCUGAAUUGUUUUUGCCAUUCAUUUUACUGGCCAUCUUCAACUGUCUACGCC